AUGACGGAGACGGAUAAUGAGCGGAAGACGGUCGGAUCAAAGGCAGAAGAACUAGGCAUCAGGCGCGAGAAAGCCGCUGAGUUCUUGGCAAGCCAUGGAGCUGAGGAUUGCAUCUUCACUUACGAGGAAGAAAAGGCGGUUCUACGUCGGAUUGACAAGCGUGUUCUCGUUCUCAUCUUGUGGGCAUAUUUCUUCCAGCAGCUUGACAAAAGCUCUCUGAGCUAUGUGUCAAUCUUCGGGAUAACUGAUGAUGCCCACCUGGUGGGCCGCCAAUACUCUUGGCUCGGGUCGAUACUCUACCUCGCUCAGCUGGUCAUGCAACCCCUAGCUGCGCUGAUCCUCGUCAAGCUACCAACUGGCAAAGUCCUCGCGGCUGCCAUCUUUCUCUGGGGCUCAGCGCUCUCCAUCAUGACUGCUUGCACCAAUUUCCCGUCGCUCCUAGGAUUGCGUUUCAUGCUGGGCUCGUUCGAAUCCAUGAUUGCGCCCUGCUGCGUGGCUAUCACACAGAUGUGGUGGCGUCGAAGCGAGCAGACGCUACGGACAAGCUAUUGGAACGCUAUGAAUGGCCUGACGUCCGUCUUCGGCAGUCUCAUUACAUAUGGGCUUGGACACAUCCACAGUACGGCCUUGUACCGAUAUCAAACGAUUUUCCUCUUCUGCGGGUUACUAACGGUGCUGUAUUCUGUGGUCGUCCUUAUCUUAAUGCCUGACUCGCCAAUGGAAGCCAAGUAUUUAACAGAGCGGGAGAGACUGAUCGCCACAGAGCGACUGCGGGCAAACCAAAUGGGAAUCGCUGCGAGACAUUGGCGCUGGGAUCACGUCAUUGAGGUCAUGUUGGAUCUCAAGACCUGGUGCUGGUUCGUCGCCAUCAUUGCCAUUUCCAUAUCGAGCGGCGGUAUCUCGACCUUCGGGUCACUGAUCGUGAAGUCCUUUGGAUUCAAUAGCUUUCAGACGAUUCUAUUUAACAUCCCAUUCGGAGUUGUUCAAAUCGUCUCAAUCCUCGGCACAGGAUGGUUGGCCACUUGGACGCAGCGAAAAGGGUUGGUCAUUGCUGGAAUCAGUGUGCUGCCCACCGUUGGAACAAUUAUGAUGCUCACUGUCCCGCGGGAUCAAAAAGGUGUGUCAACAUUGGCGGCCAUUACUCCUCUAAUCUAUGCAUGGCAAGCCCAGAAUACUGCAGGUGACACGAAAAAGAAAUGCACCUCUGGCAUGGUUUUCAUAGGGAUGUGCACUGGCAACGUCAUCGGACCACUCCUCUACUCAACCGAUGACGCUCCCCUGUACCGAACGGGUCUAAUUGCUAACCUCGCCAUGUUUGUUACGGUCGGCAUCGUCUCGGCUCUCAUUCCAUUCUAUCUCAUGCAUCUCAAUAAGCAGCAUGAGAAGCGACGUCUAGAACUGGGCAAGACUGGCCAAGUUACCGAUAUGUCAAUGAUGCGCAAGACACAACUCCAGGAAAGCAAGGCGGUCACGCUCGAGGAAGACAUUGACAACCGUCAGAUCUCGGUGGAGGAGGACAAUGGCUUGCAGGACAUGACGGAUCUGAAAAAUGAAGACUUCAUCUAUGUUUAUUAG
Ilyonectria robusta is the source of this 1575-nucleotide messenger RNA. Its product is annotated as major facilitator superfamily domain-containing protein. Gene Ontology annotation, biological process: transmembrane transport. The coding region runs from base 1 to 1575 and encodes 524 amino acids. NCBI's taxonomy places the organism in Eukaryota, Fungi, Ascomycota, Sordariomycetes, Hypocreales, Nectriaceae. The transcript has 6 exons. Gene Ontology annotation, cellular component: membrane. The record is from RefSeq and is a predicted model, not a curated record. Gene Ontology annotation, molecular function: transmembrane transporter activity.